CGAUGAUGGUUUUAGAGAUUCUCUGUUGAAUUUGUUAUCUUAAAAUCCACGUUUAACUCUACAGGUGAACAGAUGAGAGAUACCUAUGUAUCAUACAUAAAUUUUAACUUUGGAUACAAAUCUUUAGUGAACUAACUUGAUCCUUAAGAAACAUAAAAUUUUCCUAACUGAUAUUCAAAUAACAAAGUCUUGUAAAUACAGAGCCAUUAAAACAAAAGACAGCCAUGAUAUAAUUAUCCCUUCAGUUCCAAGAAACCUCAAGAAAUGAAGGAGAAGAGUCUGAAGAAGCCGUCUCUCUCGAGUUCCACUUCAAACAAACUGCGAAAACAACCGUGAGGAGCGAAGUCCUUAUCAAGCUUUUUAAGCCAUUUUGUUGCUCUCCCAUAAACCAUAGAUCUUCAAUGAAAACUUCACCUCAUCAAACCCAAUGUUCCCUCUUCUCUCAGCUUUCUUUAAUACCCCAUUCAAAAUCUGUACUUUCAGGCCAAUCGUAACGGUUAACUGUCGCUGUAAUAAACAUAUGCCAUUGGGAAAAUACUUUCUUCCUCCAUUAUCAUCUCCAUAAGAAAUUAAGCUUCUUAUUGGACAUAAACAGCAUGAUUAAGCAUUGGACUGAAUAUUAAGCUGCAAUAUGCAGCUGCUUAUAUAAACCAAGAAGCUAACUAAUCACUCCCACAAGACUUAAACCUGUUCCAAACAAUGGCUUAUCCAUUCUCAUCCUUCUCUGCCAAAGCCUUAAUCUUGUUACUCCUCCAGUUAUCUUCUCUAUUUAACAGCCUAACCGCUAAACUUGAGGGCAUCACAACCCAUAACAGCCACCACCACCACCGUACCCGAUCUUCGGACACGAACCCAAGACUCCAUCAAGCUUUCCUUGCCCUCCAGGCGUGGAAACAAGUCAUUUACUCCGACCCCAAAAACUACACCACCAACUGGGUGGGACCUUCAGUUUGCAGCUACUUUGGAAUAUACUGUGCCCCAUCUCUCGACGACCCAAAACUUCAAGUCGUCGCCGGAAUCGACCUGAACCACGGCGACAUCGCCGGAUUUCUCCCAAACGAACUCGGCCUUCUCACAGACCUUGCUCUGCUCCAUCUCAACAGCAACCGUUUCUGUGGGAUUUUGCCUCAUUCUUUGGCCAAUCUCUCACUUCUCUUCGAACUUGAUCUAAGCAACAACAGAUUCGUAGGCCCUUUUCCCUCAGUCGUCCUCCUCCUUCCCAAAUUAAGCUUUCUCGACCUCCGUUUCAACGAAUUUGAAGGGCCUAUUCCCCCUCAACUUUUCAACAGAACCCUCGAUGCCAUUUUCAUAAACAGCAACCGUUUCACCAGCAUUAUCCCUCAGAACAUCGGCGGAAAAUCGGCCUCCGUGAUUGUGUUUGCGAAUAACAAUUUUGGGGGCUGCCUUCCGCCGACGAUUGCGAGCUUCGCGAAUAGUUUGGAAGAACUUCUGUUGAUGAACACCAAUUUAUCGGGUUGUUUGCCGCAAGAAGUUGGGUUUUUGUACAAAUUGAGGGUUUUGGAUGUGAGUUUCAAUAAAUUAGUUGGGCCGCUGCCUUAUAGUUUGGCUGGGCUGGCCCAUUUGGAGCAGUUGAAUUUGGCCCACAAUUCGCUGAGUGGGAAUUUAUACGAAGGAUUAUGUAAUCUUCCAAAUUUGGAUAAUGUGACGGUUUCUUACAACUACUUCUGUGAGGAAGAGGGGAUUUGCCGGAACUUGACGGUGAAGGGCGUGGCCGUUGAUGAUCGCCGGAACUGUUUGCCGGAGAAGCCGCUGCAGAGGAGCAAGAAGGAAUGCAGUGCGGUGGUUGAUAAUCCGGUGGACUGUUUUGAGCAUCCCUGCGGCGGCGGCGGUGGCGGUGGAGGUGGUUUUGGUGCUAGUAUUGCUGCGGUUCCGGCGUCGGCGCCGAUUUCUUCAACUUCUUCCGUUGUUGCCCCUACCCACUCGUGAUUUGAUGUUGUAAUAUAAGGGUUUGAUAAGUCAUUUUACAGCUAUAAUAAGGUCCAUUGUUGGUUUGUAUUAGAAAUUAUGUGAGUUUGUGAAUAUGCUUUGUGUGAGUUUUUUGUUGCAUUGGUUGUG
Messenger RNA from Momordica charantia (bitter melon), 2076 nucleotides. Lineage: Eukaryota; Viridiplantae; Streptophyta; Magnoliopsida; Cucurbitales; Cucurbitaceae. The record is from RefSeq and is a predicted model, not a curated record.